Molecule: messenger RNA, 2590 nt
Organism: Heteronotia binoei (common prickly gecko)
Lineage: Eukaryota; Metazoa; Chordata; Lepidosauria; Squamata; Gekkonidae
Gene: MAP3K2
Product: mitogen-activated protein kinase kinase kinase 2
Exons: 16
Coding region: 70-1929 (619 amino acids)
Biological process (GO): protein phosphorylation
Molecular function (GO): protein kinase activity; protein binding; ATP binding
Source: RefSeq, a predicted model, not a curated record
AGGCAAUAAAAGGUUACUGAUGGGAGAGCCACUUUUUUGAAGUUGAGGUUUUCUGGGCUGGCUGCCGCUAUGGAUGAGCAGCAAGCAUUGAAUUCAAUCAUGCAGGAUUUGGCAGUCCUCCAUAAGGCAAGUCGUCCUGUGUUGCCUCUACAAGAAACGGGCAAAGGGAAAUCAGCUUCACCAAAAAAACAGAAUGACAUCCGAGUCAAAUUUGAACAUCGAGGCGAAAGACGAAUUCUGCAGUUUACUAAACCAGUCAAGCUAGAAGAUCUUUCAUCAAAAGCUAAAGUUGCCUUUGGACAGCCAAUGAGUUUGCAUUACAGCAAUAAUGAGUUGGUGAUUCCAUUAACCACCCAGGAGGACUUGGACAAAGCUAUUGAGCUCCUCGAUCGUAGUGUUCACAUGAAAAGCCUCAAGAUAUUGCUUGUUGCCCACGGAAUUAUGCAGAGUAAUGUGGAGCCUUUGGCAUCAUUAGAAGACUUGGAUAAUACAGUAUUCAGAGUGACAGAAAGGAAAAGCAGGCUUUCUGUAAUAGGUUAUUAUGCUCGUGAUAGAAGCUCACCUCCUCCCGGAUACAUUCCAGAUGAGCUGCACCAGGUGGCCCGGAAUGGGUCAUUCACCAGUAUCAACAGUGAGGGAGAGUUCAUUCCAGAAAGUAUGGAUCAGAUGUUGGAUCCAUUAUCAUUGAGUAGUCCCGAAAACUCUGGCUCUGGAAGCUGCCCCUCUCUUGACAGUCCUUUAGAUGGAGACAAUUAUCCCAAAUCCCGAAUGCCAAGAGCACAAAGCUAUCCAGAUAACCACCAAGAAUUCUCAGACUACGAUCUCCCAAUAUUUGAGAAGUUUGGAAAAGGCGGAACUUACCCUCGAAGGUAUCAUAUUUCAUACCAUCACCAAGACUACAAUGAUGGCCGUAAAACUUUCCCAAGGGCUAGGAGGACCCAGGGAAACAGCCUACGAUCCCCAGUUAGUUUCAGCCCGACUGAUCACUCAUUGAGCACGAGCAGCGGGAGCAGCGUUUUCACUCCAGAAUAUGAGGAUGGCCGGAUGCGAAGAAGAGGAAGUGAUAUAGACAAUCCUACCCUCACCGUAAUGGAUAUCAGCCCUCCCAGUCGCUCCCCAAGAGCACCAACAAAUUGGAGACUUGGUAAGCUACUGGGCCAGGGUGCAUUUGGGAGAGUUUAUUUGUGCUAUGAUGCAGACACAGGACGAGAACUAGCUGUCAAACAAGUUCAGUUUGAUCCUGAUAGCCCAGAGACCAGCAAGGAAGUAAAUGCACUUGAAUGUGAGAUUCAGCUGCUGAAAAACCUACUGCACGAGAGGAUUGUUCAGUACUAUGGCUGCUUGAGGGACCCCCCAGAAAGAACACUUUCUAUAUUCAUGGAAUAUAUGCCAGGGGGCUCAAUCAAAGAUCAACUGAAGUCAUAUGGUGCACUCACGGAAAAUGUGACUCGAAAGUAUACGCGGCAGAUUUUGGAAGGAGUUCACUAUUUGCACAGUAACAUGAUUGUACAUAGAGAUAUUAAAGGAGCAAAUAUUCUACGGGAUUCCGCAGGAAAUGUCAAACUGGGUGAUUUUGGUGCCAGCAAGCGGCUGCAAACAAUUUGUCUGUCCGGCACAGGAAUGAAAUCUGCCACAGGGACUCCUUACUGGAUGAGCCCCGAAGUCAUCAGUGGAGAAGGGUACGGAAGGAAAGCAGAUAUCUGGAGUGUAGGCUGUACAGUGGUGGAAAUGCUCACGGAGAAACCACCCUGGGCAGAGUUUGAAGCCAUGGCUGCCAUCUUUAAAAUUGCCACCCAGCCAACCAAUCCCCAGCUGCCACCUCAUGUCUCAGAUCACGGCCGGGAUUUCCUAAAGCGUAUAUUUACUGAGGCCAAGUUGCGACCAUCCGCAGACGAACUGCUACGACACACAUUUGCACACUAUCACUGAUGGCCUGCCUCAACCCAGCUCUCACCUACUGCAUUUAGUUUCUGACUGCACUUUGGUUCUUUGGUUCUUUUCCACGGAGCUGAGAAAAGACAAUAGAGAACUUUUCUCUUGAUGGUUUAUUUUGUAUAGAGUGUCGUCUCUUCCUUUAUUUCAGAAUGCAUAUCGUGUUCUCCAUUUAGAGCUAGGAUCUUUUUUUUUUCCUUUCAGCAGUGUACUGAUGUGGUUCACGUUAAGCACUUUAGUACAUAUUCGUUCCUGAUUUAAGAUGGGGAGACAAAUAGUUUGGACUGUCAGGAAUUGUGUAAUUUUUUUUUUCCCGAGCCUCGCUGAUUAAGAUUGCCGAGGAAAUAUACAAGUCGCUAGCAGAUGGAAGAGGAGGAAAAUGUGUGUAAUUGUUCUUUCUAGUAUGUCGGUAGUUACCGUAAGGGGUUUUGGUUGUGUUUCAGUUCCUAAUUCAGUCUUUCAUCCGUGGAAAGAGACACAUAAAGCUGAAAAAAAAAAACUCAGGCUGCUGGGCAAGGUGUACUGUGGAAAUGACAUCAUCUUCCUAGCGUAUCACCUGCACUUCAAGUAAGCAUAUUAUUAUUUCUUCCUAAACAGGCAAGGAAGUCCCCGUGGCUGGCUAGUUCAAGGGUCAUGUAAGAGUUAAGAAGUUCUGAUG